AUGGUGAAAGCAGUGGUCGGAGAAGAAACCCAGCUCAAAUUAGCUGAGGAUCGCCUCGAGCAAUCCUCUACGCCUGCCCAGGUGGGUCUUCUCAUAGGCAAGCUCAGCUCUUCUCUAGACCGAGGCUUCGUCUUCGAUAUCGUCCCAACCCCACCAAACGACGCCGGAGCGCCUGCUUGUUCCCUUGUCGAGCCCACCAAGGACGACAAGAGAAAGGGAACCAAGCCCAAAUCUCAGUCCUCCGAUUCCUCAUCUCUCUCCAUUGACAAGGAUUGGGUCGCAGAACAUGCUCGCCAGGUGUCUAGAAUGUUAGUGGGUGGCAUGAAGGUGGUUGGCAUUUACAUCUGGGCAAGUGAAAGUGCGUUUAAGAAUUCCAACAUUACGCUUUGCCAGACUGUAAUGGGAGUUGCCAAAGCAGCGCCCUGCUCAGAGAGUGAUUGGGAUGAGAGACUGCUUAUUCACAUCUGUUAUAGUCCAAGGAGGUGGACAUGUCGAAAUUGUGCGGUUGCUUCAAAUAUUACAUCAAGCAGCCUAAGGCCUUGUGAUUUUAAAAUGGGAAGGGUCCUAAAUUCCCUUCAAAGAUUUAGGUGCAUGUACAAUUUUGAUAUCAGAUUGCCCAUAUUUCACAAGAAUUUAUCAAAUGUUCAAACUUUUAGUGAAGCUCUUCGUCAGGGAAUUUCAGUUCAUGCAAAAGAUCUUAAAAGUGCAAAAGCUAUGUAUGAUGGAAAUUUGGUUUUUAACAAUGAUCUAUGCACAUCAGAUGGUCUGCAUGAAGUCGAACUGCUUCUACCAUUUAUGAAAGAUACUGAAGCCUGCAGCCAAAAAGAAGCUGUUGGUGUUCUUGCUUUGAGUGGUUCUGUGUGUUCCUUUGCCUUCAUAAAUCCUAAAGAACCAAUUUCACAAGCAGUUGCUGAUAUAAAGGAUGACAUUAUCAUGAGUUUGCAGAGUAGACUAGAUAUCAUCUGUGAUGAAGCAGAUGGAGAGACAGGUCCAACUGAAACCGGUGGCCAGCAAGCAAGAGAUGAUACUGGUAGCCAGGAAGCAAGAGAUGGGAUAUCCAGUGGAACACCUGUUUUUCAAACUGUUCUUCAAUCGUUCAGAGAAACAUGUAGUCUCUCACUUCCCCGAAGAGUCUUUAUUCCUUGGUUGCGGGUACAUUUGUGUGCGACUACCUACAACCAUCUGAGACAUUUGAGGUCCUGUUUGGAGAAGAGUGGACUCGACAUGUUGAGGGGAGAAAGUAGCCGAAAAUCUAUACAGUCCUCUAAUGUCAACAUCAUGGCUGCUGUUAUAUUCCUUCUCCUCUCUGUCAUUGUAGGAUACGUUCUCAUAUUUGUCAGGAGAUCAUAG
This is a messenger RNA of Prunus armeniaca (apricot), 1350 nucleotides long. The record is from the annotation of a GenBank genome assembly. Lineage: Eukaryota; Viridiplantae; Streptophyta; Magnoliopsida; Rosales; Rosaceae.